Impatiens glandulifera is the source of this 2274-nucleotide messenger RNA. RefSeq lists its product as uncharacterized. The coding region runs from base 16 to 2226 and encodes 736 amino acids. The transcript has 8 exons. The record is from RefSeq and is a predicted model, not a curated record. Lineage: Eukaryota; Viridiplantae; Streptophyta; Magnoliopsida; Ericales; Balsaminaceae.
UCCCUAUAUCGAAAGAUGGAGAUGGAAGGAGCAAACCUUGGAGGUUCUUUGCUGGUGCCGAACGUUCAAGAGCUAGUUAGGAAAGAACUGCACAUGAAACAAGUUCCGGCUAGGUACAUUCAAGACGAUGAUGAUAUUGCAGUACCGACCAUUAUUGUCGAUUCUUCCACUUUACUCGAUCAAAUCCCUGUCAUCGACUUGCAUGUUCUGCUUUUCUCUUCAGAUCAUGAUAUGUUCCAAUCCCAACUCCACAAAUUGGACGAUGCCUGCAAAAAUUGGGGAUUCUUUCAUCUGAUUAAUCAUGGCGUAAGCACUUCACUAGUGAACAAAAUGAAAUCAGAAAUAGAACAAAUCUUCAAUAUUCCAAUAGAGGAGAAGAUGAAACUCGACCAAGAACCAGUGGAUCUAGAAGGGUUUGGACAGGCUUUUGUUGUCUCCGACCAGCAGAAGCUCGACUGGUCCGACAUGUUCUACUUGGUCACUCUGCCUCUUCAUUUAAGGAAACCCCGUCUUUGGCAAAACCUCCCACUUUCUUUCAGAGAAACACUAAAAGAAUAUUCAUCAGAGCUACAUAAACUAAGCAUGAAGAUAUUAAACCUUAUGGCAAAAGCACUAAACAUAGAUGAAGAUGAAAUGAGUGAUUUAUUUGAGAAAGGAAUGCAAUCUAUGAGGAUGAAUUAUUAUCCACCUUGCCCACAACCGGAUCUGGUCGUCGGUCUUACUCCACACUCCGACGGAGGUGGCCUCACUAUCCUGCUCCAGGUCAGUGAAGUUGAUGGUUUACAAAUACAACAUAAUGGGUCGUGGAUUCCAAUCAAACCACUUCCCGAUGCUUUCAUUGUGAAUAUUGGCGAUGUUUUAGAGAUAUUUAGCAACGGAAUAUACAAGAGCAUUGAGCAUAGGGCGGUUGUUCAUUCAGAAGUAGAGAGGAUGUCUAUAGCUGGAUUUCUAUCCCCAAGAUUGGACGGGGAACUUGGCCCAGCCAAAAGCUUAACAUGCCCUAAAACUCGAAUGCCGCCACAGUUUGGCACGCUAAGUGUAAAAGAUUUCUUCAAGGGACUUUUUGAGCGUAAACUCGACGGGAAAUCUUAUUUGCAACGUCUUAGAAUCAACGGAAACUGGAUGGAAGGGGCGAAGCUCGGAGGGUCUUUGCCGGUGCCGAACGUUCAAGAGCUAGUUAGGAAAGAACCGCACAUGAAACAAGUUCCUGCCAGGUACAUACGCCGUCUUGAUCUUCAUCAAGAUGAUAUUGCACCGCCCAAUACUGUCGAUUCUUCCAGUUUACUGGAUCAAGUCCCUGUCAUCGACUUGCAUCCUCUGCUUUUCUCUCCAGAUCAUGAUUUGUUCCAAUCUGAACUCCACAAAUUAGAAGAUGCCUGCAAAAAUUGGGGCUUCUUUCAUUUGGUUAAUCAUGGUGUAAACACUUCACUGGUGAAGCAAAUGAAAUCAGAAAUAGAACAAUUCUUCGAUUCUCCCAUGGAGGAGAAGAUGAAACUCGACCAAGAAACAGGGGAUUUAGAAGGGUUUGGACAAGCUUUUGUUGUCUCCGACCAGCAGAAGCUCGACUGGUGCGACAUGUUGUACUUGGUUACACUUCCUCUUCAUUUGAGAAAACCUCGUCUUUGGCAAAACCUCCCACUUUCUUUCAGAGAAACAAUACAACAAUAUUCAUCAGAUGUAUACAAACUGAGCAUGAAGAUGUUAAACCUUAUCGCAAAAUCGAUAAACAUAGAUGAGGAGGAAAUGCGGGAUUUGUUUGAAGAAGGGAAGCAAGCCAUGAGAAUGAAUUAUUAUCCAUCUUGCCCACAACCAGACCUUGUUAAUGGUCUAACUCCACACUCAGACCCAAGUGGCCUCACCAUCCUGCUUCAGGUCAACCAUGUUGAUGGUUUGGAAAUACAGAAGAAUGGAUCAUGGAUUCCUAUCAAACCACUUCCAGAUUCAUUUAUUGUAAAUAUUGGUGAUACUUUAGAGAUAUUUAGCAAUGGAAUAUACAAGAGCAUUGAGCAUAGGGCGAUUGUUCAUUCGAAAAUGGAAAGGAUGUCUAUAGCCACGUUUACCUCCCCGAGAAUGGACGGGGAAAUAGGUCCAGCCAAAAGUUUAACAUGCCCUGAAACUGGAACAGGAAUGUCGCCACAAUUCCGCACCACAACUGUAACUGAUUUCUUCAAGGGUUUUUUUGGGCGUGAACUUGACCGUAAAUCUAAUGUGGAACAGUGGAAGUAAUGAGAUUCGAGUCGCGAAGAAGGUGACCAGAAAGAGAGCUUAAACUAU